AUGACGACGGCGAAGGCGCGGCGACGGGCGAGCGAUCCCGCGGGCGCGGUGCGGAGGAUCUUUGACGAACGACGCGCGAGACGGGCGGCGGCGACGAUUCGGACGACGACGACGACGAACGCGGGACGAAGGACGAGCGAGCCGACGCCGGCGCGCGCGCGAUUCGCACGCGCGUUGGAUGGCGCUUUGGACGACGCUUUGGACGACGCGGAGGCGAGCGGAGGGGCGAGCGCGCGGGAUGGGGACGACGACGCGAGCGACGGGGCGUACGGGUUGUUGCUUCGCGCGGCGCGAGACGAACGCGCGGCGAGAGACGCGUCGUUGCCCGAGGAGUACUCGUUGCAGGAGGUGCGAGACGGCGGCGCGGCGUGCGAAGAUUUGGUCGCGCUGUCCGUCGCGUUCGAGCGCGAGGACGCGCGCGUCGGGUCGCUCGCCGGCGGUUUGGGGGGCGCGGUGGCGCACGUCUUGCGAACCGCCUCGGGCGAAGCCGUCGGGUACACGUUGACGUACGAAAACCGCGCCCCGGAGUGGGACCGCGCGCGCGCCGUCGUUCUUCCUCCGCGACUCGCGCACGUGUUCAUUCGUCGAGAUCACCGCAUGCGAGGACUCGGAACGGGUUUGGUGAAUUGGUGGCGACGUCGAUUCGCGCUGCGAUGCGCUUUUUUCGCCGUCGAUUCGCCCAACGACUCGAUGACGCGAACGUUGCUUCGCGUCGAAUGCGCGCCGGCCACGACGCGUUCGGGUCACGGCGCGUCUAGUGUACAUUACAUAGCUCCAGUCGCGGCGUCUUCGUGA
This is a messenger RNA of Ostreococcus lucimarinus CCE9901, 795 nucleotides long. RefSeq lists its product with no specific name. Bases 1 to 795 code for a protein of 264 amino acids. The transcript has a single exon. NCBI's taxonomy places the organism in Eukaryota, Viridiplantae, Chlorophyta, Mamiellophyceae, Mamiellales, Bathycoccaceae. The record is from RefSeq and is a predicted model, not a curated record.